Struthio camelus australis is the source of this 2584-nucleotide messenger RNA. NCBI's taxonomy places the organism in Eukaryota, Metazoa, Chordata, Aves, Struthioniformes, Struthionidae. The record is from RefSeq and is a predicted model, not a curated record.
UAUACAGGCUUUAAAUCUGCUUUUACUAUGCACGUGGAAGCUGGGCAUUCGGCAGUUCCUGAGGAAGGACCCAAAGACCUUCGCUGUCCUCUUUGCCUAUAUCACACCAAAUACAAACGUAACAUGAUUGAUCAUAUAGUUCUGCACAGAGAAGAGCGGGUUGUUCCCAUUGAAGUCUGCCGUUCCAAACUGUCAAAAUACUUGCAGGGAGUUGUUUUCCGCUGUGAUAAGUGUACCUUUACCUGCUCCAGUGAUGAGAGCUUGCAGCAGCACAUAGAGAAGCACAAUGAACUGAAACCUUACAAAUGCCAGCUCUGCUACUAUGAGACCAAACACACAGAGGAGCUGGACGCUCAUCUUCGAGAUGAGCACAAGGUGAGUCGUAAUUUUGAGCUGGUUGGACGGGUUAACUUGGAUCAGCUGGAACAAAUGAAGGGAAAAACAGAGAGCUCCAGCAGCGAUGAGGAAGAAAAAGAGUUAAGCCCCAAGACUGAAGAGAGAGAUUCCAUGAUGUUUCCUGACAGCAAAGCUCCAGAGAAGCGCUUUCCAUGCGAGUUCUGCGGCCGAUCGUUUACAGAGGGCUCUGAGUGGGAACGACAUGUGCUGAGGCAUGGCAUGGCUCUGAAUGAAAGUAAGCGAGGGAUCAGAGAGGACAGCAAGCUGAAGGAGAGCACAGAAGAGAUUGUUAAUACACUGCUAGUAGAAGAAAAGGAAAGCAUUGAGAAAAUGGUGGUGGACUUUUCCCAAAAAAAUGAAACUGCAGUCAGUGUUGUAGCUGCUGACAAACCUCUCCAAGAGAACUCGGAGGCCAAAAAUGAAUAAGCAUUUGAUGUGAUUUUAAUUAACUUACUUGAACAAUGAUGAAUGGGGUUGGGUGGGGUGGGCAGAAGGAAGAAACAAAGCUGCUUUUAGGACUGAAUGAUCUAUUUUCAAAGCACUGGUACCUGUGUGAGUGUGUGUAUAUUAAAGUUAUUUAAAUGAUGGAAUAAGUGGCUCCAUUACAUCACUGCAUCUUUUCUUCCGGAUCAUGACAAUGAGAAGUUACAUCAUCUUGGACUAAUGAAGCAACUCCCUGUGUCUCUACAUUACACAGUGCGCUUUGCAGUGGAGACUUGAAUUGAUUGCAAACAGAAGCAUCAGGAGCGUGUGGGGGGUUACUUGGCAACGCACAAAUUUGAGUGCAUUUUUCUAAUUUGAAUACAUUAUGAUUUUCCAGACUGAAUGCAACUGCUUUAGAAAAGAAAACAAAAAAAACCCAGAAACUGCUUUGCUUAAAACAGCCACCUGUUUCCUAGUACCUCAAAAUUAAUGAAGGGAGAUCUCUGCAUUUGUCAGUACUGCCUGUUGUCAUUGUGAUUAAAUGUAGAGAGACUGGUGGACAAGGUGGUGAAUGGAGAAAGAAAAAAGUUUUAAAGAAAGGAAAACAAAUUGUGCUUAAAAUCCCACUGUGGGUUUUAUUUCUUAAAAUACUGUGAUUUUUUUUUAAUUAUUUUAGUAAAAAAAAAAAAAAAAUAGAGAGAGAGAGACUGACUUUAAUUUCUAGAUAACUGUUUGUGAAUUGCCAUCCUUUAUUCCAGGUAAGCUGUUUGUUAGUAUUCAACUAUAAUUUUAGGAUUUGAUAGAUUUCAUGUGACUAUGUGGUUUUGUUUGCCAUAUGUUUAUUUCUUAUCAACCUGAGGUGUUACAGAAACAACACAAUUAACUUUCUCAUGUAAAAUUAGUUGCUUUUUUUUUUUUCCAAAAGGGAGGGGGACAGGGAAAAGAGUUCUUGUGAAUAUAAUUUUUCUAAAUGUUAAACAUGCAGAAAUAACAAGUUUUAAUUUUUUUUAACUAAAGAAACAAACUUACGACGCGGCUAUGCAGCUUGUGGGCCAAACAUGUUGGUCCCCAUAACUGUUCUGUUGCUUGUUAUAUUAACAUCUAUCUGUCUUGCACCAGUAACUUUCUGUUAAGAUUGCUGCUGCGCAGCCCCCCCCACACACUGUGGUGUGUGUGUGUGCACGCGCACACUCUUUUUGGUAUGGUGGGAGGGAGUGAUGUCUGUUCUUGCAUCUUUUUGCAAGCAGAGGUGAAAUAGUUACAUACUACAUUGAGCCUGGAGAAUUAUUCUUACUUGAUUCAAGAUGAGAGUUGUUAUUUUUUUUCCCCCCUACUCCUUAGCUUUUAGCAUGAGGGGAGCAGUAUAGAAUGAAUAGGAACCUACAUACCUAGUGGCUGAUCCUGCACUUUUUCUUGGGUGGAAAGCCUACCAAACUCAACAGGACUUUUGCCUGAGCAAGGAAUACAGGAUCUAGUGCCCACGGUUAUGUUCUGAUUGCGAACAAAAAAAGUUUCUUUCCAAAAAGUAGAAAGUACUUGACUGAAACCUAGUUUUAGAAAUGCAUGUGUCUUUGUUUUGGUUCGGUUUUGGGGGAGGGGGGACAGACAGACAGACAGACAGGAAGUUGCUGAGGAUAUGGUGUCCCAGACAGCUUCAUAUAAAAUUGAUGGCAAAAAUUGCAUUUGUUGAAUAAGUGCUACUUGAAGCAUGAUGUUUUGCUUUUAAAGAUUCAUCAGUCGUGGAUUUGCAGGAUUUUUUGGUUUU